Messenger RNA from Folsomia candida, 823 nucleotides. RefSeq names its product ribonuclease 3. The record is from RefSeq and is a predicted model, not a curated record. Gene Ontology annotation, cellular component: nucleus; cytoplasm; RISC complex. Gene Ontology annotation, molecular function: ribonuclease III activity; RNA binding. Bases 177 to 734 code for a protein of 185 amino acids. Lineage: Eukaryota; Metazoa; Arthropoda; Collembola; Entomobryomorpha; Isotomidae. The transcript has 2 exons. Gene Ontology annotation, biological process: siRNA processing.
CUCAUUCAUUUCAUUCCUCAGCUCCAGCUGGAUGGAAAAGUCACAUUUACAUACAUUUCAGAUUGAAAUAUACUUUUUUUACAAUUUUAUCCUUCCAUCAAACCGGAAGUGGAAUACUAUCUGGAUUAUUUAUUUGCACCCUUUUCCAUCACCUCCAUCGUAAACCAAUUCAAAUCAUGGGUUUAAGUUCCUCCAGUCUCUACAACCUACAGAAAAAUAUAGGAUACCAUUUCCGAAACGAGGUCAUUCUAACGGAAGCUCUAACUCAUGACAGCUGCCGCGUGGAUGAUCCCAAUAUAAAGACUUAUCAACGAUUAGAACAUUUGGGCGACGCAGUAAUCAAUUUUGCCAUAACGAACUACCUUUUUCGCAAAUAUCCCGACUCUAGUGAAGGCACCCUGUCCACCUUGAGGGCCAACUUGGUCAACCAAACUAAACAAAAGGAAAUUUCGGAUCAGCUCGAGUUACACAAUUUUGUCAAGAUGCACCAAAGUGUGAAGGGAUUGCCACGACACGACAAAUUUUUGGAGUCCGUAAUCGGUGCAGUGUUUAUUGAUGCGGGUGGUGAAAGAAAAGGGGGGUAUAAAGAAGCAAAAAAGGUCAUUUACAAUUUGUGGGAGUUGAAAGAUGGCCAGGCUGCCGAGGGGAACGGAAGUAUUUUUGAAAUUGUGAUCGGAUCCGUACUUAUUGUUGGGAUAGCAAUGCUCUUUUUAGAUCGGGGAGUCAAAAAGUGAAUUUAGAAAUAAGAUGCUUAUGUAUGAAGUCAGCUAAAGUGAAUAUUUAUUAAAUCGAUAGUUUGUUACCACUUACAUAAUUCUGAAAA